UCGAAAGCUAUUCUUAUACCCUUAUUAACGCCACUGUUAGUUCCAGAUUAAGUUCCACACCCUAAGUGCCCAGGCAACAGUUUCAAAAAGUGAAGCAAUCUUCUUUCCACUUCUAUUCCUUCUCAGAGCCAAAUUUAGAUCCUGAGGCAUUUCUUACCCCUUGACGCAUGAUGUAUAUCCCUCCGCGUCAGCUCGAGCCAGGCCAUUACGACACCGUUCGACCCUAUCAACGAUAUCCUACUUUUGUCUCUUCGCCCGACCAAUCAAGCAUAUACGUCUUUGACGCCGAUACUGGACGCGAACCUCAUGUUUUCACAAAUAGUGAGCGAUUUGAAGAGCAUCUAUCAACCACCAAAAAGCCAAGAAAUCGGGUUGUAUCAAUAUGCUCUGUCAACUCUAUGAGACCACUGCGCGUCACCUUCAACGCCAUCCGACAGCUGAUCAACCAGUAUGAGAUCGGCCCUGCCUUCCUCGAUCUUGCGCUCUCGUUCGGCGAUAAACCACAAAGCUCGAAUGCCGGACAUGGCGGAAUGACAGUCAUCCAUCGCGACGAUGGUUCAUACGACAUCCAAUACCUCUUUACAUACGCCGAAGACUACAACGUAAACGGUCGGACCUCAUGGACCAUCCGCCAGGUGUGCGUGUUUCAUCGCUACGAUCCCUCGGGGUCGGAAAACCUGUGGAUCUUGCUGCAUGCGAAGUCGAAUUCAAAGCUGCAGCAACACGUCGAGGCGGCUAUGCGCACCCAACCAGGAAUUCUGCUUUCGGACUGGUUCUCGAUGCAUUCUUUGAUCCUGUCUACUUAUCUGCCGAGCUGGAGGUGGUGUAUUGCGAAGCUGGGUCAGGAGAUUGAGACGACUGUAGAUGCAGCCUUGACCUUUGACUCCUCAGAUACCGACGACAGCAAAAAGAGCCUUCUCGGUCUGCUGAAACCGCAGUAUCUCGGCGACAAGCUCCUCCCGUUAUCGUCUAGACUUGGCGUCGCUUUGGACAUUGUCCAGAGGCUCGAAGAAUUCAACACGGAGCUCAACUCGAAGAGUAUUACAUCCGCAGGAAACUUCCAGCAUGUUACGGACGAGACGAAAUACCAGAAAGCAGUACUGCAGGGGUAUUUGAACAGCAUCUCCGUGCUGGAGAAGAAGGUGCAGGGAAUUUCAGAUCUGCUGGCCGUAUCCCUCAACCUCAACUACCAAGCCGUGACCGUGGAAAUCAACAACAAAAUGCUGAAACUCACCAACGCUGCUAUCCAUGACAACGCGACCGUGAAAGUCGUGACACUGGUCACUCUGAUUUAUCUGCCGGCAAGCUUCGUCUCGACCCUUCUCGGAAUGAACCUGUUCGAUUUCGACGGCGGAAACGACGGCGGCGAGUUCACCAUCUCCCGACAGUUCUGGAUCUUUGUCAUCGUCGCUGUUCCGUUGACGCUUCUUACCCUCGCGUCUUGGUAUCUGAUCACCCAGCGACGACUGCGGUUGAUUCGGAAGCAUAAGAUUUCAGAUGCAGAGAAGGCCGAGUGAUGGUAUUAAUGAGUUUCUUGAUUUACGGGUGGUAUUUUAAGGCGGUUUGGCAGUUUAUAGACUUUUCGUUAGCUGGACUUUCGGCAGUAUCCGUUAAAUAGACAGUGCAAUACAAUGACAUUUACCAGCCUAGCCUGGA
This is a messenger RNA of Aspergillus steynii IBT 23096, 1656 nucleotides long. RefSeq lists its product as uncharacterized. The coding region runs from base 168 to 1517 and encodes 449 amino acids. The record is from RefSeq and is a predicted model, not a curated record. Lineage: Eukaryota; Fungi; Ascomycota; Eurotiomycetes; Eurotiales; Aspergillaceae. The transcript is spliced from 6 exons.